Messenger RNA from Molossus molossus (Pallas's mastiff bat), 4603 nucleotides. RefSeq names its product TBC1 domain family member 1 (gene TBC1D1). NCBI's taxonomy places the organism in Eukaryota, Metazoa, Chordata, Mammalia, Chiroptera, Molossidae. The transcript is spliced from 22 exons. The record is from RefSeq and is a predicted model, not a curated record. The coding region runs from base 296 to 4129 and encodes 1277 amino acids.
CGCCGCCGCGGGGCCGGCCGUGUCCCCAGCCGGGUGAAGAGGAGGCGGGAGCCGAGCCGAGGGGCCCCCUCCCAGGCCCCUGCGGCUGAAAGCACGCCGCCAGGGGGCACGAUGGACGCCCCGCCCGCCCAGGCCGUCCCGAAGCUGCCCCCGGGCACCUGCGCGCCCCGGCCGGGCCCCGCGCUCUGAGCGCGCCGCUCACAGGAUUCUGCCGCAGAAGCAUGUAAAAUAGAUUGCUUGGUCUAAAAUAGAAAAGAGUGGCAACGUUUUGCUGAGUUUCCAGACCUUUCCCAAGAUGGAACCAAUAACAUUCACGGCGAGGAAGCAUCCGCUCCCUAACGAGGUCCGGGUGGCCUUCGGCCUCCAGCUGGUGGGCUCCUUGCCGGUGCAUUCCCUGACCACCAUGCCCAUGCUGCCGUGGGUCGUGGCGGAGGUGCGGCGGCUCAGCGGGCAGCCCUCCAGAAGGGAGCCCGGUACCAAGCAAGUCCGGCUUUGCGUCUCACCCUCCGGCCUGAGAUGUGAGCCUGAGCCGGGGAAGACUCAGCAGUGGGAUCCCCUGAUCUGCUGCAGCAUCUUCGAGUGUAAGCCGCAGCAUGUGCACAAACUGAUUCACAACAGUCACGACCCAAGUUACUUUGCUUGUCUGAUUAAGGACGAUCCGGCCAACAGGCGGAGUGUCUGCUACGUGUUCAAAGCUGAUGACCAAACAAAAGUGCCUGAGAUCAUCAGCUCCAUCCGCCAGGCCGGGAAGAUUGCCCGCCAGGAGGAGCUCCAUUGCCCUUCGGAGUUCGACGACACCUUCUCCAAGAAGUUCGAGGUGCUGUUCUGCGGCCGGGUGACCGUGGCACACAAGAAGGCCCCGCCAGCUCUGAUCGACGAGUGCAUCGAGAAGUUCAAUCAUGUCAGUUGCAGCAGGAAAGCCGAACUCGACUCGGUCUCCCUGAAUUCCGAGACCAGCAGCCCCGCGGGGGGCUUUUCCUUCACGGAUAAGUUCCGGUCUGUGCUGCAGCCGGCGGGGGGCGCGGAGCAGGGCCGCUGGCCCAUGCGCAAGUCCUUCUCGCAGCCCGGCCUGCGCUCCUUGGCCUACAGGAAGGAAUUUCAGGAUGGAAGCCUUCGAAGUCACAGCUUCUUCAGCUCCUUUGAUGAAAACGACAUUGAGAACCACCUCAUCAGUGGACACAAUAUUGUGCAGCCCACAGAUAUCCAGGAAAAUCGAACUAUGCUUUUCACGAUUGGUCAAUCUGAAGUUUACCUCAUCAGUCCUGACACCAAAAAAAUAGCAUUGGAGAAAAAUUUUAAGGAGAUAUCCUUUUGCUCUCAGGGUAUUAGACACGUGGACCACUUCGGGUUCAUCUGCCGCGAGUCUUCGGGAGGCGGAGGCUUUCAUUUCGUCUGUUACGUGUUCCAGUGCACAAACGAAGCUCUGGUUGAUGAAAUCAUGAUGACACUGAAACAGGCCUUCACGGUGGCUGCUGUGCAGCAGACGAAAGCGCCAGCCCAGCUGUGUGAGGGCUGCCCCCUGCAGGACCUGCAUAAGCUCUGCGAGCGCAUCGAGGGAUUGAAUUCUUCUAAAACCAAACUAGAACUCCAGAAGCACCUGACAACGUUAACCAAUCAGGAGCAAGCAAUGAUUUUCGAGGAGGUGCAGAAAUUGAGACCAAGAAAUGAGCAGCGAGAGAAUGAAUUGGUUAUUUCUUUCCUGAGAUGUUUGUAUGAAGAGAAGCAAAAGGUCCACAUCCACAUUGGGGAGAUAAAGCAGACAACCCAGAUUGCAGCAGAGACUCUUGGAAGUGAAUUACCAUCUACUGCCACUCGAUUUAAGCUUGAUAUGCUGAAAAACAAAGCGAAGAGAUCUUUAACAGAGUCUCUGGAAAGUAUUUUGUCCCGGGGUAAUAAAGCCAGAGGCCUUCCAGAACAUUCUGCCAGCCUGGAUCUGGACAGCUCUGUGUCUAGCACAUUAAGUAACAUCAACAAGGAGCCCCCUGUGUGUGACAAGCAGGCCGUGCCCGUGUCUGAGAGUGGCGUUGGGUGCCUCAGCUCCUCAGACGACCUGUCCAGCGACUCGGAGAGCCGCGCCUCAGAAGAGCCCGCCCUGCUGUCCCCGCAGCAGGGCUUCAGGAGGCGUGCGAACACCCUCAGUCACUUCCCCGUGGAAGGCCAGCAGCCUGCGGAGCCCGCCCUGGGGUCUCCGGGGGUCUCCCAAAGGAAACUUAUGAGGUACCACUCAGUGAGCACAGAGACGCCUCGUGAACGAAAUGGGAGUCAUCCACCCGUUGGCGAGUCUCAAAGUUGCUCAGGUCCUUCAGCUCCUGCUCCACCUCGUGUUAACCCCUCCGCCUCCUCACCAAAUUUUUUUAAGUACCUAAAACAUAACUCGAGUGGAGAACAAAGUGGGAAUGCCGUGCCAAAGAGCAUCUCCUACCGUAAUGCCCUGCGGAAAAAACUUCAUUCCUCUUCCUCUGUGCCAAAUUUUCUAAAAUUUCUGGCUCCUGUAGAUGAAAAUAACACCUCUGACUUUAUGAACACAAAAAGGGACUUUGAGUCCAAAGCCAACCACCUCGGCGACACAGGUGGGACCCCUGUGAAGACCCGGAGACACUCGUGGAGGCAGCAGAUAUUCCUCCGCGUGGCGACCCCGCAGAAAGGCUGCGACUCUCCCAGCAGAUUCGAAGAUUAUUCGGAGCUGGGAGAGCUUCCCCCGAGAUCUCCCUUAGAGCCAGUCUGUGAAGACGGGCCCUUUGGCCCUGUACCCGAGGAGAAGAAAAGGACGUCUCGCGAGCUCCGAGAACUGUGGCAAAAGGCAAUUCUGCAGCAGAUACUCCUCCUGAGGAUGGAGAAGGAAAAUCAGAAGCUCCAAGCUUCUGAAAAUGACUUGCUGAACAAGCGCCUGAAGCUGGAUUACGAAGAAAUCACUCCCUGUCUUAAAGAAGUAACGACAGUGUGGGAAAAGAUGCUCAGCACUCCGGGAAGAUCCAAACUUAAGUUUGACAUGGAAAAAAUGCAUUCAGCUGUCGGGCAAGGUGUGCCACGUCAUCACCGGGGAGAGAUCUGGAAAUUCCUAGCUGAACAAUACCACCUUAAACACCAGCUUCCCAGUAAACAGCAGCCCAAGGACACGCCGUACAAAGAGCUCCUGAAACAGCUCACCUCCCAGCAGCACGCCAUUCUCAUCGACCUCGGGCGGACCUUUCCAACACACCCGUACUUCUCGGCCCAGCUCGGAGCGGGGCAGCUGUCGCUGUACAACAUCCUCAAGGCCUACUCGCUCCUGGACCAGGAGGUGGGGUACUGCCAAGGCCUCAGCUUCGUGGCAGGCAUUUUGCUGCUUCACAUGGGAGAGGAGGAGGCGUUCCACAUGCUCAAGUUUCUGAUGUUUGACAGGGGCCUGCGGAAACAGUACCGGCCGGACAUGAUUAUUUUACAGAUCCAGAUGUACCAGCUCUCACGGCUGCUCCAUGACUACCACCGAGACCUGUACAACCACCUGGAGGAGCACGAGAUCGGCCCCAGCCUCUACGCCGCCCCCUGGUUCCUCACCGUGUUUGCCUCGCAGUUCCCCCUGGGAUUCGUGGCCAGGGUCUUCGAUAUGAUCUUUCUUCAGGGAUCAGAGGUCAUAUUUAAAGUGGCUCUAAGUCUGUUGGGAAGCCAUAAGCCCUUGAUUCUGCAGCAUGAAAACCUAGAAACCAUAGUUGACUUUAUAAAAAACACGCUACCCAACCUGGGCUUGGUGCAAAUGGAAAAAACCAUCAAUCAGGUGUUUGAGAUGGACAUCUCCAAACAGUUACAAGCGUAUGAAGUUGAGUACCACGUGCUUCAAGAAGAACUUAUCGAUUCCUCUCCUCUCAGUGACAACCAAAGAAUGGACAAACUGGAGAAAACCAACAGCAGCCUCCGCAAGCAGAACCUUGACCUCCUGGAACAGCUGCAGGUGGCAAACAGUAGGAUCCAGAGCCUCGAGGCCACAGUUGAGAAGCUUCUGACCAAUGAAAGCAAGCUGAAGCAGGCUGCCCUUGCCUUGGAGCUGGAGAGGUCGGCGCUGCUGCAGACGGUGGAGGAGCUCCAGAGGCGGACUGCAGAGCUGAGCGGGCCCCUGCUCGGCCUCACACAGCCCAAGCCCGCGGGUGACUGACAGCACCUCACCGGGGCGCCGCUCCCGAGGAGACCUUGCGACACUACCCUGACACUGUCCAGGCCUUAACUGAGAGACAGGAGAUGCUGGAGGGAGAGAAGGAAGCGUGAAGCAUGCUUCUCAGGGAGGAAACUGGCCGGCCGGCAUGCGGAGUCUUCUGAACUGAAGCCUGCGGUUCGGGGGGACGCAUGUCCCCGUGUUUUUGUUGUUGUUUAGGUUCUAAUUGGUCCUGAUUACUGUAAUCAGUAGAUUUAGAUGGCAUGGACAUGAAUAAAUGCACUUUUGUGUUUUCUUUUCCAGUAUCACUGUGUUUGUAAAGAGCAUUCUUAAUACUGUGGAAUUUCAAACCAGAGGGCUCGAGCUGAUUCCUCUGGCAAAGACGGUCCAGCGCUGUCCCUCGAGGCCGCAUGACUGCCCCUCGGCAUCGUCGGCGGGUCCAGGCGGCCCUUGUCCGUUUCUGUACGGAAGGCCAAG